Molecule: messenger RNA, 792 nt
Organism: Vicia faba (fava bean)
Lineage: Eukaryota; Viridiplantae; Streptophyta; Magnoliopsida; Fabales; Fabaceae
Source: the annotation of a GenBank genome assembly
AUGCCGCUCUGUUGCGGUGCUACUUUUAUGUUUGCUGUCUGUAAGGGAUUACUUGCAAUACAACUUACAGCUGUAUUCAAGAAUCUGCAUCCACCAUCCUGUGCAAAGGAAAGUAGCACAUGCAUUGGACCAACAGCGGGACAAAUGACGUUUCUAUUUUCUGGGUUUUGCUUACUCUUGAUAGGUGCUGCAGGGAUUCGACCGUGUAAUUUAGCAUUCGGUGUUGAUCAAUUCAAUCCAAAAACAGAAUCAGGAAAGAAAGGAAUCAACAGUUUCUUCAAUUGGUAUUAUUUCACCUUCACUUUUGCUCAGAUGAUUUCUUUGUCAUUGAUUGUGUAUGUACAAUCAAGUGUGAGCUGGGCAAUUGGUCUUGGAAUUCCUGCUGCAUUGAUGUUGUUAGCUUGUGUGUUAUUUUUCAUGGGUGAUAAAUUGUAUGUUAAAGUAAAACCAAGUGGCAGUCCCAUCAAAAGUAUUGUACAAGUUUUAGUGGUUGCAGUCAAGAAAAGGAGAGUUAAACUACCUGCUCAGCAUCCAAUGCUUUCCCUCUUUGAUUAUGUGCCAUCCAAGUGCGAUUAUCCAAAGCUUCCUCACACAUAUCAAUUCAGACGUCUGCUUUCGUAUCCAUCAGGUUGGAUACACACCAAGUGUGGCUUUCCAAGCAUGGAAGAAAGCAUAUUAGAUCAGUUGAAUGAAGAGUUGAAAGAGAAAAUAAAGAAUGAUGUUUAUGACAUGGCUCCUUGGAAAUCUCCAAGUCCAGAUGGAUACCGUGUAGGCUUUUAUCAAAACUCUUGA